Molecule: messenger RNA, 288 nt
Organism: Suillus paluster
Lineage: Eukaryota; Fungi; Basidiomycota; Agaricomycetes; Boletales; Suillaceae
Exons: 1
Source: RefSeq, a predicted model, not a curated record
CUCAUCCCAUACCAAACAGCCCCUGAUGCAAUGGGACUUUUCCAUAUCUACUCUGCAUGUCCCACCCUGAUACCAAAGGGAGAUGCAGGUCUCGAUGUAGUCGUCGAUGCUCCUACCCUGGAUCAUGAUCCUAAUAUUAGGAGUUCUCAGAUCACUACUGGGCUUCCUUCUUCAGAGAUUGGGCCUGAUAAUGUUUUCUCUCCUUUCAGUAGCCCAACAGCGGGGCUCCUCAUGUGCUGGCAGUACUCUGGAGUUAAUUCCAAGUUGAAUGCUGAGAUGAAGCACCUC